Molecule: messenger RNA, 2680 nt
Organism: Tyto alba (common barn owl)
Lineage: Eukaryota; Metazoa; Chordata; Aves; Strigiformes; Tytonidae
Gene: DNTT
Product: DNA nucleotidylexotransferase
Exons: 11
Coding region: 1-1542 (513 amino acids)
Biological process (GO): double-strand break repair via nonhomologous end joining
Cellular component (GO): nucleus
Molecular function (GO): DNA-directed DNA polymerase activity; DNA binding; DNA nucleotidylexotransferase activity
Source: RefSeq, a predicted model, not a curated record
AUGGAUAGGAUCAGAGCUCCAGCUCUAUCUUACCAGAGGAAGAAACAGAAAGGGAUGCAUUCCCCAAACCUUUCCUGCAGUUAUGAAAUAAAGUUCAAUAAGCUUGUCAUUUUUAUUAUGCAGAGGAAGAUGGGGAAAACCAGAAGGACAUUUCUGAUGGAGCUGGCAAGAAGAAAAGGUUUCAGAGUAGAAAGUGAGCUAAGUGACUCUGUCACUCAUAUUGUGGCCGAGAACAGCUCUCACCUGGAGGUGCUGGACUGGCUGAGAGGACAGACGGUGGGCGACAGCUCCAAGUUUGAACUGCUGGAUAUCUCCUGGUUCACAGCCUGCAUGGAAGCGGGAAGACCAGUUGAUUUAGAAAUGAAGUAUCGUCUCACGGAACAAGAUCAAUCUCCUCCUUUGAAUAUACCUGAAUCAGAAGUGCCAUCAUUUAUUGCAAGUAAAGUAUCUCAGUAUUCGUGUGAAAGGAAGACAACUUUAAAUAACUACAACAAGAAAUUCACGGAUGCCUUUGAGAUAAUGGCCGAAAAUUAUGAGUUCAAAGAAAAUGAAUUAUUCUGCCUGGAAUUUCUGAGAGCAGCUUCUGUGCUGAAAUUUCUUCCAUUUCCAAUAACCAGAAUGAAAGACAUACAAGGGUUGCCCUGUAUGGGAGACCGAGUCAGAGAUGUCAUUGAGGAGAUUAUUGAAGAGGGAGAGAGUUCUAGAAUUAAAGAAGUGUUAAAUGAUGAACGAUACAAAUCAUUUAAGCAAUUUACUUCAGUCUUUGGAGUGGGAGUGAAGACAUCUGAGAAAUGGUACAGAGCGGGUUUACGAACUCUGGAAGAGGUAAAAGCUGACAAGACCCUGAAGCUGUCAAAAAUGCAGAAAGCAGGGUUGCUCUACUAUGAGGACCUUGUUAGCUGUGUAUCUGAGGCAGAAGCGGAUGCAGUAAGCUUGAUUGUCAAGAAUACUGUGUGUACGUUUCUACCAGAUGCUUUAGUUACCAUAACUGGUGGUUUCCGGAGGGGUAAGAAGAUUGGACAUGACAUAGAUUUUUUGAUCACUAAUCCAGGACCAGGAGAAGAUGAUGAACUUCUGCAUAAAGUUGUAGACUUACUGAAAAAGCAGGGCUUACUCCUGUAUUGUGAUAUCAUUGAAUCAACAUUUGUAAAAGAACAGCUACCAAGCAGAAAAGUUGAUGCCAUGGAUCAUUUUCAGAAGUGUUUUGCAAUUUUUAAAUUGUAUCAGUCAAGAAUAAACAACAGCAGUUACAACACGUCAAAAAACUUCGAUAUGGCAGAAGUCAAAGACUGGAAGGCAAUUCGUGUAGAUCUGGUCAUAACCCCCUUUGAGCAAUAUGCAUAUGCUCUGUUGGGCUGGACAGGCUCCAGGCAAUUUGGACGUGAUUUGCGGAGGUAUGCUACUCAUGAAAGGAAGAUGAUAUUGGAUAACCAUGCCUUAUAUGACAGGAGAAAGAGGAUCUUUCUCAGAGCUGGAAGUGAGGAAGAAAUCUUUGCACAUCUUGGAUUGGAUUAUGUUGAACCAUGGGAAAGGAAUGCUUAAAAUGAUUUGCCAGUUACAUUCAUCAGUUGACAGCAAUGAUCUUUCUGCUUAUCUUGCAGUCUGAUAUAGAUAUAUAUAGAUAUAGAGAUGCAUAUGAAAAUAUUCGUCCCUAUGAAAACUACAAAAUUUUAAAUACAUAUUAGAAGCCAUUAUAGAUGCUGAUGUUCCUAGUAAUGAAGAGUUUAAGUUCUUCAGAAUAUUUUCCAAUAUUUUCUGUUUUAGUUUUUGAAGUUUCUAUAUGGGAGUAACAAGAAGGAGCUUGUUUUUUGGGGGAAUACUUGAAAAUGGUGAGAUUUUUGCUUGUGAUAGAAAUUUAACAUUCCUGUGAACAAUACUUGCUUGUUAAAGUCCUGUUAGCUGUAACAAUACCUGAAUAAUACAAAGUAUUUGAGCUAUUUGAGUAUUUGAGUCCAAAAAUUACUGAAAAGCAUGCUUAUCUUUAACAGAAUUUCUCAAGUAUUUUGCUGAAUCUAUAUAUAAAAUUGGUACUGUAUAAAAGGCUUAAUAACCUAGGCAGUAAUUAGUCUAGCAGUCUCAGCAAGUUGAGGCUUCAUCUGUAAUAUUUUUUCAGGUAGGGCACCACUCUACAAAAAUUGUAAGCAAGUUGAUAAUUCAGUGAGAGUUGAAAAACAUUUCACAGGAAGGAAUUUUGUAAAGGAAAAGUGGAAUAAUUCAGUAGCAAUCUUCAACUGUGAGGAAAUAUACUAUAAAUCUGGAAUAUUUUAUUUGGACUAAAAAAGAUUCAGGUUGUGUGAUGUAAUGUUCCUCAAUCAGGAAUCUGAAUCAUAUCCUGCAUGAAAACAAGUGCUUUAGCUGUCAUGCUGGUGGCUGCUCCAAGGUGAAAGAUUUUAAUUGUCUGUGCUCAAUUUAUAUAGCUGGAAAUUAAUUCAUUAGUAUAUAUAUUGUGUGUGUGUUUGUGUGUAUAUAUAUUGUAUAUAUAUAUAUAUAUAUAUGCAAUGGAAGUUUGCCAGAGCUGUUUGGCUAUUAGCUGCUCUAGAAUGGUAUUCCCUCUUUUUGGUCAGAAAUUCAUCUUGGAUGUGAGAGACUUUCUGAUAAAAGUAAUGCUAUGAGAUAUUUUGGUUUCAGAAAAUUUCCAGGUAGCUCUUGUGACUGUAAUGAUAAUGAAGAAUUUGUAAUA